AAAGAAAGAAAGAACUCCAACAACCAAUCUCCACAGGCACGGAAAUUAGGCUAGAAGAUCUCUUUAAGCUCCGUCGACAGACACAGAGCCGGUAUUCACUGCGGGGGCUGGUGGAGCGCGAGCGUCACUUUGGGAACUUGGAAAUACUCUAAAUCUCCCGCUAAGCAGGCGAACUCCUCUCCGUGGAAGUUUGACCAUCAAAUAAUCGCAAGAAUAGAUGACAGAGGGCGUCACGAGCGAAUAACUGGGAUCAAGAAAAACAAUGAAAAGUCAGAAUAAGAAUCACGGCUCGUUGGAGUAAGUUUCAUGUGGAACUUUUGGGAGGAAUUCUGAUAUUUACAGGAUCUGCAUUUGACGUUUACCGGGAGUUUAUAUAAACUGGAUUCUGAGCGAAAUCUGGACAUUAACUAAACGGACACAUAACACCUUUUAACACUGGGAUUCAAUUCAGUGCCUCAGUGGAAUGGAGCGGCAGGAGUAGCCGGGGAGAUAUUUUUUUUCCAAAUCACUGGGUCAAUAAAUAAAGACGGACAUAUUAAGCUAACUUCAGCCUAUCUUCCCGGGUGACUUUUCAUUAAAAAAAAAAAAAACGAGUGGAAAAAGAAGGAAAGAAUAUGUCUGGAGAAGAGCAGAGUUUAUCCGAAGUGGAAAUGAGCUCCGGGGCGUCGGACGAUGGGCACACGCUGUCGCCAUCCCACUCCGGUGCGAUGGGACCGGGGAGCUCGCCGUUAUCCGCGUCCCAGCAGCAGAUGACAGUAAUGGGCAGCGAGGAGGCUGGAGCGGACAGGUCACCUUCAGACAGGUUGGAUGACGAUGACGACCGCUUUCCUGCUGGUAUCCGUGAGGCUGUCAGCCACGUGUUGAACGGCUACGACUGGACCCUGGUGCCCAUGCCGGUGCGCGUAAACUCGGGCAGCAAAGGCAAACCUCAUGUGAAGCGGCCGAUGAACGCCUUCAUGGUCUGGGCGCAGGCAGCGCGAAGGAAACUGGCCGACCAGUACCCCCACCUGCACAACGCCGAGCUCAGCAAAACCCUGGGCAAGCUGUGGCGACUCCUGAACGAGAGCGACAAGAGACCGUUCAUCGACGAGGCGGAGAGGCUGCGCAAGCAGCACAAGAAAGACUAUCCCGAGUACAAGUACCAGCCUCGACGCCGCAAGAACGGCAAGAUGGGCUCCGGCCGGGACUCCGACGCCCACUCGGAAGGCCAGAGCCAAGGCCCCCCGACGCCGCCCACCACUCCGAAGACAGAGCUACAGCCUGGCAAGUCCUCAGAGGGGAAGCGGGAAGGCGGUGGCGCCGGCGGGUCCCGCGGCGGGCUGGGCGUCGCGAGCGAGGGGCCGUCCGGGUCCGCGGCUGGCGUGGGGAAGCCCCACAUCGACUUCGGGAACGUGGACAUCGGGGAGAUGAGCCACGAGGUGAUGGCUAACAUGGAGCCCUUCGACGUAAACGAGUUCGACCAAUACUUGCCCCCUAAUGGACACCCGGGGGGCUCUGGAGGCGCGGCGUCCUCGGCCUCGCCCUACGCGUACGCCCUGGCUGCGGCCAGCGGUCACUCGGCCGCCUGGCUCUCCAAACAGCACUCCCCCACAGGAUCGGACCCAUCCAAGGCCCAGAUCAAAAGCGAGUCGGGGGCGAGUGGCCCCUUCGCAGAGUCUGCGCCGGGCAGCUCCCAUGUGACCUACACCCCUCUGGGGCUGCCCCACUAUGGCUCAGCCUUCCCCUCGCUGCCCCCCAGGGCCCAGUUCGACUACAGCGACCACCAGGCCUCCUACUACACUCACUCCAGUCCCACCUCGGGCCUGUACUCUGCCUUCUCCUACAUGGGCCCCACCCAGAGACCCCUGUACACGGCCAUUGGCGAGCCGGGCAACGUGCCCCAGUCACACAGCCCCCCCCACUGGGAGCAGCCAGUGUACACCACCCUCUCCAGGCCCUGAGAGGGAAGGCGGGAGAGAAAAGCCUUCAGCCACGGCUCCUUUAGGAACCGCAGUGUGGACAUGUAGAAGGUGGAGCAGACUGGAAGAGCGUGAUCUUAAUACCGUCUCUAAAGUGCGAGAGGCUGGAAGUUCAGCCUCUGGCCUAAGUUCGAAAUGCCUGAAACAGCUGUUGCUAUGUAAAGUUCCAUGUAGAUGCAAAAAUUGGAUAAAAUUAGGCAUUAAGCUGAAUCAGACCCAUUAAGCGAGGUUAUAAAACCCUUUGCUUUCCUAUGUUACACCCAUGUGUUUGAUGGAGAAACCAAAAAUGAGCAAAAAUAUUGUAUUUACUUAUUACAGUGAGAAUAUUUGAACCCUCGUAGAUGUAAUAGUAGUUCUACACUGUAUAUGCAACACAAAAGGAUAAUGCGAAAAUAUGUUUUACACGGGCCAUGCUUUGUCAACAGAUUUUCCCUACAGGACAGAUUAUAAUGAAGGAAUUUCCUGGUGUGGUUGUUAAUGAAGUAUUCAUCCUCCAUUCUUCCACUGCUAGAGCCUGUAACAGGAAGUAUAGAGCACAAGGCAGGGGGCACCCGGGACUGGUUGCCAGUCCAUCGCAGGGCACAAGGCAGGGGGCACCCACUCACACACAGGGAAGCGUAGAGGCAGCCCUACCCACAUCAUCAUCAAGCCAAUAAUUAAAACAUAAUCACCUUAAUUUAUAUUAUUAUUCCCCUUGCCUGCCAUAUGGAGCAUGGACAGCUGGAUUCUCCUUUGGCUUUAAGAAUGAAAUAUCCUUCAUUAGCAAUGCCGCACAGGCUGUGUUAAGGCUGAUGCAUCGAGCACUGCUUCUGGGUGGAGUUAGUCAAUUUGGCUGGGGCAUGGAUGUGUUGGGCCUGACACGUGUGUGCAGUGAGGCACGGCACGGCCUGACGUGUGCAGUGCAGGAGGGACCUGACACGUGUGUCCAGUGCAGCACACCAUGGCCUGACGUGUGUGCAGUGUGGUAUGGAGGGACCUGACACGUGUGUGCGGGGCUGAUCUGGGAUUUUAUUUUCAUGUAAAAUGUUUAGUGUGAAUCUCUGGCUUUGUGCUCCCCAUGGAUGACAACACACUGAGCUUUGAUGUGUGUUAUUCUUUAAUAGUGUGAGCUGUUAAUCACAAUAGAGUGAGCAAAUGUGUGUAUUUCUUUGAGAGUGAGAGUAAAACAGGCUGUCACUCCACUUUGUACUGCUGGAUCCCCAAAGUAGUGGCUCAUGGGAGUUUUUCUUGUUCUGAGGGCAGAUUGAAAAAUAAUUUAUUCAGAGAGAUAACCAAUCAUAUUGUAGGGUCCAAGCAACUUGAGGAGGCAGGACCAAUCAAUCAAAUGUCUUGGUCUUGCCUCCUCUAGUUGCUGAUUGGUUAUCUCUCUGACCCCAUCAUUUUUCGUUGUGCCCUCAGAACACCUCUGUGUAAAUAAAACUCUCAGGAGCAAAGCAAAGCAUCCAAAUGUUCCCCGUCACAAUACAGAUGAUGCAAUAUGGUCUUUCAAUUUGGAGACUUGCCGAUCCAUUACGACUGCGGCCAAUAGUGUGGCGUUUAAGACGUUGGAGCAGUGUUUCUCAACCCAGUCCUCAGUGAACCCCAGCCAGUCCACGUUUUUGCUCCCUCCCAGCUCCCAGCCAAUCAGGAACACCGAAUAGCUGGUACAG
Molecule: messenger RNA, 3607 nt
Organism: Paramormyrops kingsleyae
Lineage: Eukaryota; Metazoa; Chordata; Actinopteri; Osteoglossiformes; Mormyridae
Product: transcription factor SOX-10-like
Biological process (GO): negative regulation of transcription by RNA polymerase II; enteric nervous system development; peripheral nervous system development
Cellular component (GO): nucleus
Molecular function (GO): RNA polymerase II cis-regulatory region sequence-specific DNA binding; DNA-binding transcription factor activity, RNA polymerase II-specific
Source: RefSeq, a predicted model, not a curated record